Drosophila teissieri is the source of this 1869-nucleotide messenger RNA. Its product is annotated as transcription factor Ouib. Bases 20 to 1357 code for a protein of 445 amino acids. Gene Ontology annotation, biological process: regulation of transcription by RNA polymerase II. The record is from RefSeq and is a predicted model, not a curated record. Gene Ontology annotation, cellular component: nucleus. Gene Ontology annotation, molecular function: DNA-binding transcription factor activity; RNA polymerase II cis-regulatory region sequence-specific DNA binding; zinc ion binding. The transcript is spliced from 3 exons. NCBI's taxonomy places the organism in Eukaryota, Metazoa, Arthropoda, Insecta, Diptera, Drosophilidae.
UGCUGAAAUUACCAAGAGGAUGACGACGCUGUGCCGCACCUGUGGUCAGGAGGCGGAGCACGCCAAGGCACUCUUCGACAAGGAGGGCAGCGACGUCCUGAACAACAUCCUCAAACUGACGGGCCUUUGGCUGAGGAACCAGCCGGGUGUGCCCACGAGGAUCUGCUUAUCCUGCUUGCUGGACCUGAAUGACGCCAUCGCCUUCCGGGAGCUCUGCCUCAAAACCAACUCCUCUUGGUUUAAAAAUCAGAGCAAACAAGAGUUUUCGGAUUCAGGGCAAACAACUACCAAGGAAGACAGAAAUAAUAGGGAAAAAAGUGGUGUGGAUGUUGUGCCCGUUAAUAUCGUGCCGAUCAACAUGGUCCCUCUUACACAGGCUCAAAAGAUUCUUCUACAGGGGAGGAUCCCACCACAGCGCAGCAAGAAAGUGGAUGAAAUUCCUCUUAGGACACUAGAAUCUCCUAUUUAUCCCUUGAUCGUCCCCGAAGUUCCUCCUGCCGAUCUCGUCGAUCCUCUUCGGUGCGAGGACCCUAUUCUGGUGAAGAGCGAGCUCCUCCUUUCAGAUGGGGAACCUGAGGAGUCCAUAAAGCACGAAGAGGCCGAAUCCGAAAUCCUACAAGUUAUGAAGGAAGAGCCCAGAAUACCACAAGUCAUCGAGGAGGUACGGAAAAAGCGAAGAAAGACAAGAAGGAAAGACUCCUUAGAGGAGUGCCCUGGAAAUGAAAUGGUGGAGAAUACUAACUCCACUGCCACUUCCACUGCUGACGAAUUUUCCCCCACCAGAAGGAAUAAGAGCAAAGAGGACAAAUAUGCCACUCGAAAUAAAUGGGGGGCUGCCAAAAGAGCGUAUGCCCUGGAGCACAGACUAUAUUUCUGCGACCAAUGCGGCAAAACUUUUAGCGAGAAGGGCAACUUCAAUGUCCACCUCAGACGGCACAAGGGCACCAAGGAGUUCCAGUGCAAGGAGUGCGACCGCAAGGAGUUCACCCAACACCUGCUCAAUUUGCACGUGCGGAUCAAGCAUCGUGGCGAAUUGCCCUACGUGUGCAAGUACUGCGGCAAGCGAUUUGACAACUGCCUCAAGCGGCUCAACCACGAGCGGAACCACAAGGAGAGCCCCGUCCACCGACCACACGUGUGCUCCACAUGCCAGAAGGCCUUUAAGACUUCGACGGCCCUCAAGGAUCACAGCGUGGUGCACACGGGGGAACAGCCAUUCCAAUGCGAGCUCUGCCAGACGUUCUUCAAUAGGAGGAACGCCCUGGCCACCCACUACAAGUCGAAGCACCACCGGAGGAAAGUCGAGGAGCAGUCAAAGAACCCAGGUGCUGAUAUUGCUGUCCAACCCAAAGAGUGAAUUGUUGGUUUCUUGUAAGGUUUGUUGAGCAUUCAUCCUUGCCUUCAAUUGCUCUGCUGUAGACAUGAAAAAUGUCCCUCUGGAACCUUUUCUUAAAAAUGAUAAUACAGCUAAAAAAUUAUCUCAAAAAAUUGUACAUAACAGAGUCUGCUUUAAGUAUUCAUACCCGUUUCUCAGAGUGUUCUAGGGACUUGAAAAUAUGAAACAGGCAGAAGGAAGCGUUCCCUACACUAUGAAGUAUAUGUAUUCUAGCCCUUUCCAUCUGUCCGUCCGUGUAAACGUCGAGAUUUCGGUAACUUAAAAAGCUAAGGAGUUGGUAUUAAGUAUGCAUUAAUUAGGUAUGCCUGAUGUGCCAGUUUGUUUCUGUAUAUUAUAUUUAAUUAAUAAAAUGUGGAAAUUUGUCUAUCAUCCCAUCACUAGUUGAGUAACGGGUAUCUAAUAGUCGACUAGUUUUUUUUAAUAAGUUAUAGCCCAAUAGUAUAUGAUUGUGUUGCAAAAAUAUGCUAUUAUCG